AUGGCACCACCAUUCCGGAUCGGCACACGCCGAUCGAACCUCGCUGUCGUCCAGGCCGAAGGCAUCCGCGACAGCCUACAACGCCUGGCCCCCGACCGAACAUACGAACUCGAAGCCCUCCGCACCCUCGGCGACAAAGACCAGUCGACUGCACUGUACAACUUCGGAGCAAAGAGCUUGUGGACCGCCGAGCUGGAGGAGAAGCUGACCUCCGGCGAAGUCGAUGUUGUCGUCCACUGUCUGAAAGACAUGCCGACCAGGCUCCCGGACUCGUGCGAUCUCGCCGCCAUCCCACCCCGCGAUGACCCACGCGACGCCCUGAUCGUCAAGGCCGGCCUCCCGUAUACGAGCCUGCAAACGCUUCCCGAGGCCGCCGUGGUAGGCACGUCCUCCGUCCGCCGAUCCGCGCAACUCCGGCGACUCUACCCGCACCUCCGAUUCGCGAACCUCCGCGGAAAUGUCGAGACACGUCUGGCUAAGGUCGAUGACCCCGAGAGCGAAUACACGUGCAUGGUGAUGUCGGCUGCUGGUCUGGAGCGCAUUGGGCUGGCACACCGGAUCACGCAGUAUAUGGGGUCGAAGGACGGGGGGAUUCUGCACGCCGUGGGACAAGGGGCGCUAGGGUUGGAGAUCCGCAAGGGGGAUAUUGAGACACUGCAGUUCCUCAAUCAACUGGGUGAUUUGAAGUCGACGCUGGCGUGUCUUGCGGAACGGGCUCUCAUGCGCACGCUUGAAGGUGGCUGUAGUGUUCCCAUUGGCGUUGAGACGGAGUGGAUUGAUGAGAGCCUUGGUCGUCUACGGAUGACUGCGAUAGUUGUUAGUCUGGAUGGCGCCCAGAGUGUCCAAGACAGUAUCGACGGCCUCGUGCAGACAGAACAGGAGGCAGCGGCUCUGGGGGAGGAGUUGGCUGCGAAGCUUGUGAAAGCUGGGGCGGACAACAUUCUCAACGCCAUCAACGCCGACCGCCCACCCAAGGAUUGA
Messenger RNA from Aspergillus mulundensis, 981 nucleotides. RefSeq names its product porphobilinogen deaminase. Gene Ontology annotation, cellular component: cytoplasm. Gene Ontology annotation, molecular function: hydroxymethylbilane synthase activity. The coding region runs from base 1 to 981 and encodes 326 amino acids. Gene Ontology annotation, biological process: heme biosynthetic process. The transcript is spliced from 2 exons. Lineage: Eukaryota; Fungi; Ascomycota; Eurotiomycetes; Eurotiales; Aspergillaceae. The record is from RefSeq and is a predicted model, not a curated record.